AUGGAGGAACUGGAGAUCAAGCCGGGCGAAGAGUCCGCUACCAGUUCGGACCUCCCGCCAGGAGGACCAGUUGUGACUACCGUAGGAGGUGUAUGCACUGCAAAAGCAUCGCACUAGUACAAAUUGCAUUACAAAUAAUAAUAAAUUUCUCAAGAAGAAAAUUGCAAUUUGUCAUGCAGAUUCAAGUACGGAACCAGAUUUGUCUUGCAUGCUUGCAAUUUGUACGAUUGUGAUCCGUUUGCCGUGCAUAGGGUGUUGAUCAGGACGAUUUAGGUGGCGAGCAGUACACGGCGCAAGAAAAGCCGUCCUCGUCGUCCGAGGAUGUUAUUGCUCCUGGUGACAAUACAAGAACCGCCGUUCCUAAAACAGCAGCAGCUCCUGCUGCGCUCAUGAUCCAAAUCCCAUCUUCAUAUACAGCGGGAACUACUCGGAUGGAGGAACUGGAG
This is a messenger RNA of Amoebophrya sp. A120, 446 nucleotides long. The record is from the annotation of a GenBank genome assembly. Lineage: Eukaryota; Dinophyceae; Syndiniales; Amoebophryaceae.